This is a messenger RNA of Durusdinium trenchii, 382 nucleotides long. The record is from the annotation of a GenBank genome assembly. NCBI's taxonomy places the organism in Eukaryota, Dinophyceae, Suessiales, Symbiodiniaceae.
CUCAAGGGCAAAAUGAGGAAGAAUUAGUCAUAGACGCAUGGCCCGCCUAGUGGGAUGAUUUGUGGACUCAGGCCAUGGCGCUCGCGACGGUGGAGCGACCGGCCUCCAACUUCACGCUGCAUCGCUCUGAAACAGUGGCCCACUCGGCGGGGCUGUUAGAUCGCAAACAUACGGCAGCGUCCUCCAGAGCGAGAGGACGCUCCGAAGGCUUUGCAUGCAAGCACAGCGAGAACUUCAAGCCCUUGGGCCUUCCGGUGCCGCCGGAGAGGGUCACAGAAAUGCACAACUCUAUCCUUGGGAAGGUCGCCCGGAUCGAGGCGGCCGUGGCCCUCAAUGCGGAUUCCCAACACCAAGACAAGCGGGACAAAGAGCGGAACCGACG